CCUGAGAGUGUGCGGAUAGAUCGCGUACCGAAGAGACAGAGAGCUGCGCAACUUCUGUUGCACCACCAAGAUGGCACCAAGAGCGUAAUACGUAGAACUAGCAUAAUUACAAAAAGACCUAUAAAAAAGCCAACAUGUCGGAAGAACAAGAAAAGCCCCCUACCCCGGGGACGGAGGCGGA
Molecule: messenger RNA, 181 nt
Organism: Amoebophrya sp. A120
Lineage: Eukaryota; Dinophyceae; Syndiniales; Amoebophryaceae
Source: the annotation of a GenBank genome assembly